Molecule: messenger RNA, 4964 nt
Organism: Pocillopora damicornis (cauliflower coral)
Lineage: Eukaryota; Metazoa; Cnidaria; Anthozoa; Scleractinia; Pocilloporidae
Molecular function (GO): protein binding; metal ion binding
Source: RefSeq, a predicted model, not a curated record
AGAAGAUUUCAACAUGGCAAGCAACUCGAACAGGAUUCGUAUUCACGACAGAGAUGUUUUUGCUGCAAUAACCGAGGGUCCAGCAAAUGUAUUUUCAAGCACUCCUUUUCUUCUCGUAAAGGCCAGGUGGCUUGCAGAUGACUCAGCCCAAGUCUGUCCACUUUGCUCUCAGAAGUUUACACAAAUCCGGAGAAAACAUCACUGUAGGCAGUGUGGAAAAGUUCUCUGUAGCAAGUGUUGUAAUGAGAAGGUUCCUCUUCCACAACUUGGAUUUGAUGAGCCAGAGAGGAUCUGUGACUACUGUCUUGAAGUAACUUCCCUUGUCACAAAGUCAAGAUCACUUCAGAUGACAUUCAAACUAGAAGCAGCAAAAGCUUUAACAGAGUUAUGCAAAGAUCCUGAUGGACUCACAAAGGUUGUGGAGAUGGGUGGGGUGCAGACUCUUAUAUUUCUCAGUCAAAGUGAGAAUUAUGACGUAAAAGCUGCUGUUGCAUCAGGACUUCAGAUCCUUUCUACUCAUCCUCCAUUGCACUUAAUGUUGGCCAAAUGUGGAGGCAUUAGAGCCUUGUGCAGCAUACUUUCCACUGUCAGUGAGAGUCAGGAGCAAACCUUGAUUGAUGGAAUCAGUGCAUUGAUGAUAUUUUGUAAAUCACCUGAAUUAAAAGCACAAGCCUUAGCUGAUGGUGCAUUAGAUCCUGUGUUAACAGUGUGUGCAAUGAAAGAAGCCAUUGCCCUCCUUGCCCUGAUGACAUUGAGUCACAUUGUUGAGCAUCAUGGCAAUGUAGCUCCCCUUAUAGAGAGCAAUCGGAAUGCCCUGCCAAGAAUUCUAGCUUUGACAAAGGCACAAGAUGAAAAGAUUCAAGAAAUAUCCUUGAGAAUUUUGGCACAGAUGUCUGUUGGUACAGACUGGCAGAGGCAUCGCAUUGUUCAGGAAGAUUUCUCAGCUGGUCGAUGUUUAGUUGAAGCCCUUACAAGAGGACCAAAAAAUCUACAGGUCCUUGUAAAUGCAUCCUGUCUGAUUGCAAAUUUGGCAACAGGGGACCAAGAUCAGAUGUCCCUUAGGGAUUGUUUACAAGCCAUGUGUUCUCUGACGUCAUCUCACACUGGUCAUAAAGACGUCCAGACACAUGUAUCCAGAGCCCUUGGUAACUUUUCAAAGUUUCAUCAGAAUUCAUCUAUUAUGAUACAAUAUCUGCCAAGAAUUAUAGAGACACACCUGAAGUCAACAGAUAAGACGAUCAAGUGUCAUGGCCUAAGGACUGUCAUGUACCUUCUCAGCCAUCAAAGAGAAAAGGCUGUAGAUGUUCUGAUAAGGGAAGGAGCUCAUGAAGUUCUUACAAGUUUAGGAUCAUUUCCUGGCAUUGUUGAUGCAAUUCAAACUGGUUUGCUAAAAGUAGUCACCACCAUUAGGGACUGUACAGUCACAAAAUAAUAGUCAUAUUAAUUAGUGCUGAAGGAUAGUGUUAUUGUCAGUCAUUUUAACUUGAUUAUAUGUACAUGUAUGUUGUAAUUUUUGUAGAUAAGAAAGUGAUUGCCUUAAUUUGCUAUUUUGACUGAGAUAGAUUUUUAAGCCAAAAUGUAUCAUGUAAAGGUCUUUAUUUGAUGCGGAUUAGGAAAGUUAUUUUGGAAAAAAAACAGACUGGAAACACAGAACUUAGAAAUCUUUUAUCUAUAAAGGUUUUCAAAUGAGCUUGUUCAAAUUAGAAUUGAGUUUUAAUGAGGAAAACCUGGGUGAUCUUUUCCAGCUCUUGUAAAAUUUGUAGAUUAGAAUUUUACUUAAGGGUAAAUGAUAUUUUUAUAUCAGUAUAUUUGUAGAAGCUUCCUUCAGUACAGGGCUCUUAAAUUGACUUAAUUACAAGUCAUCCAGUUUCAUACCAGCCACAAAGAAGAACUAGUAAUCAGUUCUUGAGGAUUAAAGGGUUUUAAAUCAAUCAAAAAGAACAAAGGAUGAAUGUGGAUAGAGAUGAUUGAAACAGAUUAUGAUGACAAUCUGGAAAUAUUUUAGGUCAUAACUUUUCAAGAUGCUCAAAUGGUGACAUGUAUUGUCCUUUUGUUGUUUAGGCCAACAGAUGGUUCCUUGUAAAACUGUUUAGAUCUUAAAUUACUUACUCAAGAAGCUAUCCUGAAUUGUUUAGGGUUUUAACUAGACAAAAGUUGUCCCAAAAAUUAUCUCCCAUUUAUCAUGUUUAAGAAUUGCUGUGCCAAAUGUACCACAUUUUGAUGUCAUCUGUGUUCUACUACUGAACAGUGGCAUGGCAAUGUGGAAUCUAUUUGCUUUAUAUGAUACUAGAAAAUGUUGUAGAUUAUCUUCUGUUGACAACUGUAGUAGCAUGUGAAACCCCAAAGAUGAAUCAUUUUAGUUAACUGCAGACUUGUGCAUUCAAACCUAUGGAAAGUAUUUGGCUUAUUGACUCUCAGUGUGAUUUAAUUAUUUUCAUUCUUUUCACAGAAUGAAACAGUCAGUACUUCUCUCACUAGAUUAUAUAAAUGAAAAGAUAUUGCAUAAAAAAGUCUUCUUUUUAAAAUACUGUUUCCAAAGACAUAUUUGGAUGAUGCAGCAAUUUUACAGCAUGAAAAUAAUGGUUUGCAGAUGUAAGAGAAGAACACCAACCUAAUUUAGAUACAAAGCCCCUGCUUUCUGUAGGCAAGGACAGUUCUGUGUAUUUUACAUCGAAUUCUGCAUAGUUCAAUUUUUACUGAGUAAAUUUUCAUUUUAAAAUGGCCAACAUUGAGCUGAGCAAUAUCAAAUUCCACAAAUUUUAGGAUCUGUAAUGUUAUCUUGAUGUGAUAUCAUCAAUCUUUAAAGUUUAUGCAAAAAUUAAAUGUUAUUUUUAGACACCACAUGAAAUGAUCUAUACAUGCAUAUGUUCAUAUAUUGUAAAACUGAGCAAUAUUUUAGAGUUCAGUUAUAUACGUGCAGAGAUUUUCACUAUAUUGGUCUACACUCAAAUUUAAUCUAUGUGUUAAACAAGAAGCAGUAUCAGUUAUGAUUAUCAUGAUUGUGGAUUGUUGGUGUGCCAUGUAGUAGUGAAUUGUACUUGAUAAGGAAAUAAUUCAUGUUUACCUGAAUUGUAAUUUUAUAUUAAGGAAUGGAUAGGAAUUACUACACUGACAAUAACUGAAUAAAGAAAAGGAUUUUUUAAGCAAUGUUGCUAGAAAUGUGUAUGGUGUAUUGUUAAAAGGCUGUUAUCUAGUGUUAAAUUUGCCCAAUAAAUAUAAUUAAUUACCAAAUAAUGUAAUAAUGGCAUUAGCAGACUAUUUGAAAGUUUACAGCCUUUAUGAUACUAGCGCAGUCUGUUUUUUCUUUAAUUUAUCACAGUUUUCUUUAUGGUCUUGCUGUAGGUGGAUGUUGCCAAAAAAAAAAAGAGGGUUCAUUGUGCACUCAGCCUUCUGGCCUUCAUGGCUACAUCUUGGGUUGAUUAGUGAAGAGACUAGGGAUUAAACCAUGCAAAAGUAUCGUGUAAAAUUCAUUGUCUGGCAGAAACUCUGAUAUGCUGUGCAGUAAUGUGGAUCUGUGUAUGCCUACAGUCUGUGCAACAAUUGAAUCAAAUUUUUCUGAAAUUUUUCAGCCAUCAUUGACUGAAGCCAACAAAAUGUUUGAUGUAAUUUUUGAUGCUGAAUGUACAGAAUACAUAUUAAAUUUGCUAGUAAGCCUAGGAGAAUUUUUGAUAACCAUUUUAUCCAAGGUCAGUAGAACAAUUUGAUAAAUAUGGUGUGUAGUGUGUUAAGUACAUUAGGUAGGUGAAUGAGUGUGUAAUCUGCAGGUAUUUCCAUUUUGCAUUAUAUUUGCUGUGAUAAAAAUGAUACGUAAACAAUACAGCAAUACUGCACUAGUCUUGUAGUUUUCUGAUGCAGCAAUUUAAUUUAGAAGCAUAAUGUUACUCUAACUAGCAGAUAAACAGUUAGGUGUAUGCAAUUGCAUUCAGAGGGCCAAAUUGAAUUCUUUAUGGUUCCUAAGAAAUGAUUAACUUGACAAGAAUUGAUUUGGUGUGUAGUUUUUUGAAGUAAGUAGUGAUCGCACAUGUGUAUGCUAGGGUAGUAAAAUGUAUUGUUUCCUGACCUGAAUUGAAAUGGUUAAUUAUAUUCCAGGUGUCAUUGGUUUUUGUUUGAGAUAAAAUUGGUCAUGCAGGUCCAUUGCUAUCAGUGAUUUCAGUGUGCAGCAUAAUUUAAGGUAGUAAGUGAAUUCUUGUCAUCAUAGGAAAUUGUUUAAAAGAGAUUUGCUAUGAGUGAUAUUCAGUGUACAUGAAUAUAGGGAAGGAUUGCCUUGGGCCUCUACAUGUGCUGGGUUUCCAUGCAGGAUGAUAAAAUGUAUUGUUGUCAUGACCUGAUCAAAUUAAGUGGGUCAAUUACACACUUCUUGGUGAUGUUGCGUUCUGUCUGAAAUUCAAUAGUCAGAUGGAUCCCUUGAAGUGUGAAGUAAAGAGUGAAAUAAUGUCAUUACAAGGGAGAAAUUAUUAGUCAUAAUACCACUGAAUGUGCAAGUGGUCAAUAAAAUCUUUUAAUACAGAGCAUAUAGUUAGCUCAAUGAUAGUUUAAUUACCAACAAUCAAUGGCAAAAAUGAGUCUGCUCUUGCUUCUUGUCUAAACAUUAAAACAAUUUGGCACAACAUAGGAUGAAUCACCCAUUCACUGUCAGUGCUAGUUUGAGAGAAGCUGAGCAGAUGGGGUCUGGCAAAGGUUCAAAAGCUUGCUUUAAAUGAUAUGUUUCAGCACUGUUUUGUUUUGUUCUUGAUUUAAGUUUCUCUUAGCAUUCAAGUGUCUCUAUUACCUGUGCAGUUAUAUAUUUACAGAAAACUUCAGAUCACACCAUUGUUGAAGCUCAAUAUAAAGGAAAUAGAAAUGGUGACAUGGUUCCCUGAAUUGCUUGUAGUCAACAAAAGUUACAUAUUCAGUAGGUAAUAACAUUCUUCAAGGCAAUUGGAAUUAAUGGUGACAAUUAGAAUAAUAAAAAAGUGAGAUCUUUA